Plasmodium relictum is the source of this 2409-nucleotide messenger RNA. RefSeq names its product conserved Plasmodium protein, unknown function. The record is from RefSeq and is a predicted model, not a curated record. NCBI's taxonomy places the organism in Eukaryota, Apicomplexa, Aconoidasida, Haemosporida, Plasmodiidae. The transcript has a single exon. The coding region runs from base 1 to 2409 and encodes 802 amino acids.
AUGGACUUAUUUAAUAGUAAUUCAGAUAAUAGUAAUGAUGUACUUAAAAAAAAAAAGUUAGAUAGAAAAAAACCCUCAAAAAAAAAAUUUUUAUUUAGUAGUAGCUCAGAUAAUACUAGUAAUACAACAAUAAAAUACCAGAUAGAAAAAAAAAAAAAAAAAAAUAGAAAGAAAAGAAUUUUAUAUAAUACUAGUUCAGAUAAUAAUAGUGACAAAUCUAAAACAAAUAAAAUAGAAAAAAAAAAAAAAAAGGAAAAAAGUACUUUAUUUAGUAGUAACUCAGAUAAAGAUAGUAUUAUAUCUAAAACAAAUAAAAAGAAAAAAAGCACUUUAUUUAGUAGUAACUCAGAUAAAGAUAGUAUUAUAUCUAAAACAAAUAAAAAGAAAAAAAGUAAAAGAAAAUUAAAAAGGUGUAAGCAAAAUAUAUAUUAUUGGAAAAAAGAUAAUGAUAAAUUGUCUAAUGCAACUCAGGAAAAUCAAGUGGAAUUUACUAAUAUUAAAAGUUGUAACGAUAAUAAUUUUAAUAAUAAUAAUGAUUAUUAUUAUGAAGAAAUAAUAAUUGGAAGGAAAAAUAAAGAAAUUGAAAAAUCUAAUAAUAUUGAAAACUAUUUGGUAAAAAAUAUUAGUAAGGAUAAUUUUGUAAAUAAAAAAGAAAAUUAUGACAAAUUAGAGGAUUUUAAUAAAUUACAAAAUUAUGAUGAAACAAUUGAUGAUCCUAUAGCGAAAUGUAAUAAGCACAAAAGUUGCAAAAAUUUAAAGACUUAUAAUAAUAAAAAUGAUAAAAAUUUGAAUGAUUUCUAUGAUGAUGAAAAAUCAGGUGUAUAUCGCUUAAUAAAUUUUGAAAAAUUUAAAAAAAGAGCAUAUAGAAAUCUUAAUUUUUUAAGUAUUGUAGAUAUUACUAGAACGCAUAGUGAAUCUGAUGAAGAAAGAGAAAAUAGCGAAAAAGAUUCUGAAGAUGAUAUAUUAAACUUAACAGAUAAAAGUGAUUCAUCCUUAAAAUCUAACCAAAUAUUUGAUAAUUCUUUUUUUUCUAAUGAUUAUCAAAGUUCUAAAAGUUCUGAUAGUAAUAACAAAACAUUAGAUAUAUAUAAUUAUUAUUAUUUAGAUAAUAAUAAUAAUUCUAAGAAAGAUAAAAAUUUCGAGAAAUCAAUAUAUAAUUCGAAUAAGUAUUCCGAUUUAUAUUCUUAUUUAUUUAACAUAAAUGAACAAAAUCAUGAAGAGUGCGAAAAGGAAGAAGUAAGAGGAAAAGAGAAAUAUAAUGAAGAAGAAAAAAGUAAAAAAGAAAAUAAUAAUAAUUAUAAAAAUUCGGAAAAAUACAAAGAUAAAAAAAUUAAAUUAAAAAACGAUGAUGAUAAAAAAAAGAUAUUAUUAAAAAAAAACUUAAUUUUAUAUAGAAACUUCAAAAAUAUAAACAAUGAAAUAUCACGACAAAAUAAUAUAAAAGGAUUAAAAUUUAAAGAAAUGGUAUAUAAUUUUAUAAGAAUAAUAAAUAGAAAUGUUUUAACGAUGAAUCAAGAAGAAAAUAAAAAAAAAAAAAAAAGUCAUUAUAACAAUAUAUCUGACAACACAAGUGAGGUUGAAUCUGUAUUCAAUUUAGAAAAUAAUAAUGAGGAAGAUGAAAUUUUGCAAAAAGCUCAAUGCUUAUGCAUAUUUUGCUCAGAAAAAAAUAAAAUACUAAAUAAAAAUGAGUUAGACUUAAUUAUAUUUAAAUAUAUUGAAGCAAAUAAGAAGAAUAGCACAGUGAUUAAACCAUUUUUUAUGGAUAAUUAUAUUUUCAUAUCCUACUUAAAUUUUUCCAUUCAUUAUCAAAAUAUAAUUUUAUGUAAAAAAGAAAAAAAUAUUGAAAAGUUAAAAAAUUCCAAAUUUUAUAAAUAUAGUAUAAAUAUGAAAAGAAGGCAUAAAAUCAAUAAAAUUAUCCAUUUUGUUGCUGGAAAAAUAACACUUACUACUUUAGCUUUAUAUAUACAAGGUUUUAAUUUUUUAAAUGAUAAAGAACAAUUUGUUGCUGUUAUUAAUUUUUUAAAAUGGAAGAAAAUAAGAAAAAAUUAUUUUGAAAUAUUAAAAUUAAAAAGAAAUAAAGAAAAUUUGAAGAUACACAAAAGUUGUUCUUUUUUAAUUAAUGCAGUAGAUAAAUUUUGCGCAUUAAAUAAUAUUCAUAUUGAUGAUAUGAAUAAAUAUAAUGUAAAGACAAGUAAAAUAGAUAAAAAAAAAAAAUUUUAUUUUCAUAAUAAUAAAUUUGGAGAGAACUCAUUAUUCUCUUAUAAUGAAUUAAAAAUAGAACAAAUAGAAAAUUCAUUAAAUCUAAAUUUAAAAAAUUCUAAUUUACAAUUUCUAUUUUUUGAUCCAUUAUAUAUUUCAUUUAAAAAUACAUUUCAUUUAUAUCCAGAACAUAUAAUUAUACUCUUUUAA